AUGGCAUCACAAUUGUCUACUAGUGAUAAUCGUAUUCAUGAACACCAUUAUUCAAACGUACAGUACAACAAUUAUUAUAAUAUUGUCAAUAAUUACAAUGAUGAUCAUUAUGAUUCUCAUCGAAUGAAUAAUCGUUAUCAUCAUCGUCGUCAUCGUCCACAGUCACCACGUUAUCAUAUGAAUAAUUCUAAUCAUAUCAAUUCAAAUUGUGACAAUGGUAACUGGGAUCUUACUAUUUCAAGUAGAAAGAACGAUGGCAAAACACCAAUUUAUCCUUAUCUUGAAUUAGAUGCCGUAAACAAAUGGUUUCAAGCUAAUACACACGACAUAUUCAAUGUCCUUAGUAAACCUUACAUACGAGGUUAUAUGUUAGGUGCAUCUAUAUUCCAUGAUGAAUGGUAUCGAAAUAGUUAUGAAUUAUCAGUGUGGGAAGAAUAUUUAAAGAUGGGCACAGAAAAGAAGUUUUGGGUGGAAGAAGUGCUUCGAUAUACAAAUACAUAUAAUUGCAACACAAAUAUACGUUUUAUUCAAACACAAAUAAAGAAAUUCAACGAUAUAAUUACUAUAUCACGGAAUAAUUUUGAAGAUUUCCAGUCUGAAGUAUUAACCUAUUGGAACAAUGAUCGUACUAUUCCAGUACGUCAAUUGUCCACUACUUCAUCUUCAUUCAACAUGGAAGAAACAAUAACAACAACAACACAAAAGCCUACUAUUGAUUCAUUUAUUGAACUGAAUUUUUCUGUCCAGGAUUAUAUUUUACAACGUACCAAAUAUGCAAAGAAGCUUGCUGAAACCAAAAUACAAUUGGCUCAAGCUCAAUUAGAAGACUUUCAUCUAUCAUAA
Molecule: messenger RNA, 843 nt
Organism: Adineta steineri
Lineage: Eukaryota; Metazoa; Rotifera; Eurotatoria; Adinetida; Adinetidae
Source: the annotation of a GenBank genome assembly